UACUUAUCCCUUCUCUUCAGAAGCUGUGUGAGUGUCGAGACCAAGGCCAGUCCGUAGUUAGCAACGACGAAGGGGAUAUAUAUAGUGUAGAAGGGAAUACAGAGCCAAAAGAGAACUCACAUCUACAAUAAGACGAAGGAUUCUGGAGCCGUUAUAAAGGCUGUUGUCUGAGAAACGGAGUGAACACCCGCGAACUAGACCAAGACGAGCCACAUCUGGGAGAAACUUGUCCAGCGAUUCAGGUGUAUUUUUUUCCUGUAGUCUUGGUUCUCAGAGUUCUCAAAGAUGAACAGAAACAUUAAAGGGCGGAUGGCCCGGCCACCUGGGUCACAAGGAGCUGAACUUGAAAAUCAGUUUAUUCUGAGGCUUCCAGCAGGCUCAUUGCAGGCCCAGGCUGCUUCCCUGCGUGAGGCCAUCAGACAUGGCCACACUAACAUCAAGGACCGCCUAGCCAUUCAGCUUGACUUCACCAACGACAAGGAUGACAUGAGGAAUGGUGUAAUCACAAUUGACACCAUCAUGUACAAAGCAAGGCUGAUGGACUACCCCACAAUAAUGGAAACAUGGAAGAGCAUUGAUGGUAAGAAUUUCUACAAGACAGCGGAUGUUUGCCAGAUGUUGAUGGUUAGGGAGGAAGAAGAUCCCCCUGAGGAAGAAGACUCUAAAAAGAAGAGGCGAGACCCCAACAAAGUAGACAAAAAAUACCUGUGGCCACAUGGUUACACCCCACCACUCAAAAAUGUCCGUAAACGACGUUUUAGGAAAACACUGAGAAAAAAGAACCUGGAUUUACCAGAAAUAGAAAAAGAAGUGAAACGUUUGUUGAGAACCGAUAAUGAAGCUACUUCUAUUCGAUGGGAAGUAAUUAGAGAAGAAGAUGAGAAAAAGAAUAAUGCUGAUACAAAUAUAUCAUCCUCAAACCUUGAUGAGCAACUCUUUGGAGGUGCUCUUAGCUCCUCAGAUGACGAAGUUGGACCAACUAUCAACAUCAUGGAUGAAGAUGAUGAUUCACGCCUCUCUGUGGAUGACAGCAGGUUUUCAGAAUCGUACCUGCAAAAUGAAGCUGGCAACAGUCCACCCUGCAAGCCGGGAGGGAGUGGUUCUGGAGUGCCACAGGUGACGGACUUCUCAGGGAUGUUCCAGAAGGAGGGUGACGGUGCCUCCUCCAAGCCCCAGAUGCCCUCCCCGUCCAAGGCCAGCAAAGGCAAGUCUGGGCGUUCCUCUUCCAAAAAGGGCAGCUCCUCAGGUGGUGGCCAUGGCAGGUCAUCAGAGGACGGUGGACACUCCUCCGACAGUACCAGUAAACUGUAUGCACGCAUAUCAAUGUUGGAAAAUGAGCUGACACUUCUGACACAACAACGUGCUGCACAGGAAGCAGAGAUAGCAAACAUUGAAAACCUUGCACUCAAACAGCGUUUCCUCAGUAAGCUGGCUGACAUAGAAACACACAUCAGGGAGAAAGAAGAUGAGAUCGAAGAAAUACGUCAUCAGCUGCAGGAGUAAAGGCUUUAUUCUCAGGUAAUAUUUUUUUUUCUUAUCUACAGUAGGCUCUCGCCAAUAAUGAUUUCCAAAAAUAAUGUUUUCUAACUAAGUUUCUACACUAAAGUUUGGAUUCUGUCAAAUAGCAGAUUUUUUGUGCUGGAAGGAACCGUCUGGGCGCAUCUUGGAUAGUGUUUGUUUGUCGCCAUCUUGAUGAUUUAGUAGUUAGACUUCCACCUAUUUCAUUAGAUUUAGUAUCACUAUCCCUUGAUCUCAUACUCCAAUAUAUAUUUUACACUACUUCUCUAUUUUCAUGUUCUUCAUAAGCCUCAGAGCAAAAUAGAAACACGAUUUUUAUCACUAUUAUUAUUAUUAUUUUUAUUUUUUUCUAUUAUACCUAUUGGGUGUCCCAUGGUCUGCAACAUCUUAGGUCAGAGCCUCUCCCGAGAUUACCACCUGGGAACAUACUACCCAGCAAUGUGGUCAAAGUAGCAGCAAAUGUAACAAUGUUGUGACUGCUUGGCUACUGAUACUGCACUGUACAUCGCUUUCCAGGAAUACAUCCUCGUUGUAUAUUGAGGUUAGCUUAAGCUCUGCUCAUUGUUAAUUCUCAGCAGUUUUAGACAAAAAUAAAUAAUUAUCAACACCUAACUUUGUCCAGUUACAUAAAUAGAAUGGAGGAAAUACAUUAUUAUAGAGCAAAUUUUCAUGCAGGACCUAUAUGUGGUGUCCUAAGCAUCAAACUUAGACCCAGUUUUGGGACAGUCAAAAAUUUUGAUAAAACUUGUUGAUUCAACCAGCAUAACAAUAAUGUUUACUUGACAGAACCCCUUGCCCAAAAAUAUUAUUAUUUAUUACUUAUCAGUAUGUCAUAAUAUAGUUUUUCAGUGAUGUUAAUAAGGCAGUCAUAAUGAAAGUUUUGAGAUGAGGUACAAAACACACGUUGAUAAUCCAGUACCCUGUCAUAUUUAUAAACCUGUCUUUAAGAUGACUAUUGGAGUCCUAAAAAAGACAGGUUGGUUAAGGUCAGGUAUGAGGUGGCCAGUGUGUGUGUUUGUGACUCAUUCUGAACUUCUUUUGAGUAUCAGGCAACAGGUGUGAGACUUUAUGAACUUAUCUUGGUAAAAAAAAUCACUUUAUUUAUUAAACAUUAAAAAAUA
Molecule: messenger RNA, 2639 nt
Organism: Eriocheir sinensis (Chinese mitten crab)
Lineage: Eukaryota; Metazoa; Arthropoda; Malacostraca; Decapoda; Varunidae
Gene: Taf7
Product: transcription initiation factor TFIID subunit 7-like
Exons: 11
Coding region: 286-1503 (405 amino acids)
Biological process (GO): RNA polymerase II preinitiation complex assembly; transcription initiation at RNA polymerase II promoter
Cellular component (GO): transcription factor TFIID complex
Molecular function (GO): RNA polymerase II general transcription initiation factor activity
Source: RefSeq, a predicted model, not a curated record